GCUGGAGAAGAAGGUGGAGAAGAAGCUGGUGGAGAAGAAGCUGCUGGAGAAGAAGGUGGAGAAUAAGCUGGUGGAGAAGAAGCUGCUGGAGAAGAAGGUGGAGAAUAAGCUGCUGGAGAAUAAGCUGGUGGAGAAGAAGCUGGUGGAGAAGAAGCUGCUGGAGAAGAAGCUGCUGGAGGCGACACUGAAGCAGAAGUUUGGUCUGGAGAGGUUUUCAACAUCAGAUGAUGACAUCAGGUUCUACACCAGGUUUUCCAGCUACAGCCACCUCCAGGCGUUUUGGAAACAGAUCGAACCUGCAACGGGGGAAAUGGUGCGUGUCCUUCCACGGCCGUCCGCUCCCAGCACAACAGCAGAUCCACCUCUUCAACUGAGCCCACGCCUCCUGCUUAUCGAUGAGCUGUUCCUGUUCUUGAUGUACCUGUCCCUGGGUCUGAAGGAGGAAGAUCUGGCCGAUCGCUUCAACAUUCAUCCGACCGCUGUCGGAGAGAUAAUCGAAACAUGGGCCCAUUUCUUGUACGCCUUACUGGGCGCCGUUGGAAUCUGGAUGUCUCCUGAGAACAUUAGAGCCACGAUGCCCGGUGUGUUUGGUCAGUUCUCUGACACGCAGGUCCUCGUGGACAGUGUAGAGAUGAGAUGCGAGAUGCCUUCGUCUUUCCUCUCACAGCGUGAGACGUUUUCACUGUAUAAAUCCCACACUACUUUAAAGGGAAUGAUCGGCGUUUCACCACAUGGCGCUGUCACCUUUGUCUCCUCCCUGUUUUCUGGCUCUGUCAGUGACACAGAAUUGUUCCGGCAGUCCGGCAUUUUUCCCCUUCUGGAUAAAGACAUGGCUGUUAUGGUGGACACGGGAUUCAGAAUCGACGAGCUGGUGCCCUGCAAAGUCUACAGACCGCCUUUUCUAAGUAAACCCUCUGAGCUGUCUCAUGACGAAGUGCUGGUCCCUGAAGAUGUCGCACGGUUGAUGAUGCAUGUGGAGAAAUCCACUAGGCGCAUCAAAGAGAACAAACUAUUCGACACCGUCAUCCCUCCGACCGUUGCUGGCUGCAUCAACCAGCUUUUCGUCGUCGCCUGCCUCCUGACAAACUUUCAAAACAGGCCACGAGUCGAGGCUCGAGCCGAAGAAGUGACUGUGUGUUAACCAGACUGAGCCUGGAAAUAUUGUGUAUAAGGAAACUGGUUGUUACUGGGAAGUUGGUGGGUAACAUUCCACAUGAUGUCCAAUAGCUAACUGCUGUUGACAUAAGGUUGUUCUAAUCUACGUGGAUUCAAAUGUUUUACUAUCCCAUAGUUUUAUUAUCUCUCAUGCUAGAAAGAUGAUGUUUGAAUGAUAAUUCGCAAAAAUAUUAUAUUUUAUACAAAGUGCUAUUUAAGUCGUCGACGUAACGAAACAUGUAUUUUACUCAGUCCCCAUGAGAAAGUGAGUAAAAUGUUUUAUUUUUGUCACUGACAAAUAAAUGAAUAUUGUUUUUCUAAUAACUUUA
Messenger RNA from Hippoglossus stenolepis (Pacific halibut), 1484 nucleotides. RefSeq lists its product as uncharacterized. Lineage: Eukaryota; Metazoa; Chordata; Actinopteri; Pleuronectiformes; Pleuronectidae. The record is from RefSeq and is a predicted model, not a curated record. The coding region runs from base 311 to 1141 and encodes 276 amino acids. The transcript has 3 exons.